UUCAUGCGGCUGUCAGGACAAACUCUGUACAGAUCAGUUAUCAGUUCUGUACAGCAUUCAUUCUUUUAGUUCAUUUUGUUUUUAAUGCUUCAUGUUCCAGUAGAUUUCUGGACUUUGUCAUGACUGCUCGAGGAACCCCGAGUCGUUUUUUACAGAGUGUUCUUCGGAACGGUGUAGGUCGGUAUGUGUGCCAGUUGAAGCGGGUUUCUCUGGUCUUCUCCAAGAACGCUCAGAGUUCACUGGGAAUCAGGGAUUUUAUUGAGGAUGGUGUGGUUGACUUUGCCCAGAAAAACCCAGGCAUUGUUGUCUAUGUCUCUCCCCAGUCAUGCAGAAUUCCAAAGAUAGUCGCUGAAUAUUUAAAUGGCAAUGUGAAGGAAGAGCUCGUCACCAAUAAAACCUCACAGCAGAUUGCAGAGCUGAUUACCAAGAUGGCCGACCAGUCUGGCCUGGACAUCAUCCGCAUUCGAAAGCCCUUUCACACAGACAACCCGAGCAUCCAAGGCCAGUGGACUCCCUUCACCAAUCAACUGCCCAGCACAGAGCCAAUUGGUCCACAGACCAAAUAAGGACUUGUUACCAUUUUUUUUUAUUUAUGUUGUACUGGAUAGAUUUAUUUCUGUGGUUAUUGAACAGAUUUACAUCGUGGCACAUUGAAAAGAAGGUCCUGCUUUCCCACAGUAAAGAAAAGUAUAUUAUGGCAUUGUCUUUUUAUGCACUACUGUGAAAAUGCUGGUAAUUAACUUUACUGUAAGUUUUUUUUUUUGUGACCAUGAGAUAGAGGUACCUGGGAGGCCACCUGAAAGAAAUAAAGUUUUGUAAAAUGAA
Trichomycterus rosablanca is the source of this 825-nucleotide messenger RNA. It is a transcript of the gene mrpl43, whose product is annotated as mitochondrial ribosomal protein L43. NCBI's taxonomy places the organism in Eukaryota, Metazoa, Chordata, Actinopteri, Siluriformes, Trichomycteridae. The transcript has 3 exons. Gene Ontology annotation, molecular function: structural constituent of ribosome. Bases 120 to 566 code for a protein of 148 amino acids. The record is from RefSeq and is a predicted model, not a curated record. Gene Ontology annotation, cellular component: mitochondrial large ribosomal subunit. Gene Ontology annotation, biological process: mitochondrial translation.